Sclerotinia borealis F-4128 is the source of this 927-nucleotide messenger RNA. The record is from the annotation of a GenBank genome assembly. Lineage: Eukaryota; Fungi; Ascomycota; Leotiomycetes; Helotiales; Sclerotiniaceae.
AUGGGAGUCCACCGCGAAUCGUCUUCCUCGAACCUCGAGUCGGGAUAUGCUUCUGGAGCAUCUUCUCGUAGUUCCCUUCCUCAAAUCGUCCUCACCAAAGCUCACCUUAAAUUCAUCAAUUCAACACUCAACAACCUUCAACCUAUGGAAAUCCUCCGAUGGGCUAAAAUGACCUUCCCAAACCUCUACCAGACUACUGCUUUCGGAGUGACCGGUCUGGUCACCCUUGAUAUGUUGAGCAAAAUCCAAAAGGAAACACCCGAACUACCGAGCAUCGAUGCUAUCUUCCUCGAUACCUUGUAUCACUUCAACGAAACGCUCGAGUUGGUAGAGAAGACGAAGAAUAAAUAUCCAAACGUCAACUUGCAUGUUUAUAAACCCGAAGGAUGUUCUACUGUUGGAGAAUUUGAGGGAAAACAUGGAAAUGAAUUAUGGAAGGUCAAUGCCGACUUGUAUGAUUGGGUUGCCAAAGUCGAACCUGCUCAACGGGCAUACAGUGAGCUGAAUGUUGCUGCGGUCUUGACUGGUAGAAGAAGAAGUCAAGGUGCCAAGAGAGAAAGUUUGGAUAUCGUUGAGGUGGAUGAGGCUGGCAUGAUCAAGAUCAAUCCGUUGGCAGGAUGGAGUUUCAAGGAGGUGCAAACAUAUAUCAAGGAGAACGAUGUUCCGUACAACGACUUGUUGGAUCGGGGAUACAAAAGUGUUGGGGACUGGCAUUCAACAGAGCCAGUAAAGGAAGGCGAAGAUGAACGUGCUGGAAGAUGGAAGGGUACCGAAAAGACUGAGUGUGGAAUUCAUAACAAACGAUCAAAGUAUGCACAGUACUUGUACGAAACGGAACAAAAGAAACAACAAGAGGAAUUGGCCGCAGCACUAGAGAAAGUGCAGGUUGGCGAGGAGAAGAUUGAGAAUAUCAUUGUCGGAGUAUGA